AUGGACCUUCACGACUUACCUAUAGACAUUCUUCUCAAGGUGCUUCCCAUUCAACAAAACUUGUUAAACUUCCCACGACAAACCAUAAUCAGCUGGCUUAACUUGCUCCCACAGAAACAACUGUUUUGUAUCUUGGCAAACACGGGUGUUGGAUUACAUGAAGCUUACGAUGCUGUCAAUGGAGUAAUUUAUGUCAGAACAAUGUCUGGAAUGGUUCGAUUGGUAAAAAUCACAAUGGCUGAAAGAUUGAAGUUGAACGAUACUUUUAGGUUUUUCGUAUUCAUCAACUUUGGACCUCUGGUCGGCAAGAAAUACCUCAACAAAUACUUGAUAUUUGAUUUUCAACGUUUGGGGGCAGAGCUUCUAUUUGAAAAUUUUUCUCUUUUCCACUUCAUAUGCAUAUGGGCUGGCAAUGAUGGUUUUUUUAUUUGUCCUUGGAUUCAUUUCAUGGCGUUCAAGUUGGAUCACCAAUUUCCAACAGAUAUAAAAGUUUCAUGUCCCACCCUAUUGGAACUGAACAAGGAUUUUGGCUCCUUGUUUUCAAACUCACUUUUAAGACACAAUUCAGUUAUAGGGAACCUUUUUUUUGCUACUCGCCAAGAGCUUUUCAGGCUUGCUAAAAUUGUGAAAGUGAAUAUGACUGUUGGCCAAUAUGUGAAGUUUGUUAAACACAUGCAAAAUUCAUGUUCGAGAAGUCGUUUCUGUCCACAUACCCUAUCUGUAAGAAUAGCUUUCGAAGUAAUUGGAAGCAAUAGUCAACCAUCGCUGUCGUCAUCGUUAUCGGUUCAAACUCGCAACAAGGUUGAUGACAAUUAUCCAGCUGAUUUUCCAAGCAGUUGGAUAAACCAAGUUUUUAAUCUAUCUGUAAUAAAAUCAUUCACAUUGCAUUUCCUUGCACCAAGUACUCAAAUUAGUCAACUCGCAUCACUAUUAUAUAACAUGCCCAAAUUAACUCUGCUUGAUUUAAGUUUUGACAAUUUGGAUGUCUUGAAAAUACCGGAAAUGAUACGACCCAAAAGAGAGUCUUUAAACAUUCGACUCCAAAUGAAUUUCAAGCAUUGUUUUUUUCAACUGCAUUCUUGGUUGGAAGGUGGGGACCAUUGGCUGGUUUCCAUCAAGGAUGAUUAUGUCAUAUUGAACUAUGCGAAUGAGCCACGAACUCAGAAUAAGUUUUUCAGAAUGUUGAUGUUUUACAAGUAUAUCCAAUUCAAAUCUCGAAGACGCAGAGUCUUGAAGAGAGCACUAAAAUGA
This is a messenger RNA of Lodderomyces theae, 1251 nucleotides long. RefSeq lists its product as uncharacterized. The record is from RefSeq and is a predicted model, not a curated record. The coding region runs from base 1 to 1251 and encodes 416 amino acids. Lineage: Eukaryota; Fungi; Ascomycota; Pichiomycetes; Serinales; Debaryomycetaceae. The transcript has a single exon.